Ictalurus furcatus (blue catfish) is the source of this 1311-nucleotide messenger RNA. RefSeq lists its product as uncharacterized. Gene Ontology annotation, biological process: response to bacterium. NCBI's taxonomy places the organism in Eukaryota, Metazoa, Chordata, Actinopteri, Siluriformes, Ictaluridae. The coding region runs from base 460 to 1311 and encodes 283 amino acids. The transcript is spliced from 7 exons. The record is from RefSeq and is a predicted model, not a curated record.
AAUGCAUCAAUUAUAUUAUGAACGUAGUGUUUGUAGUUCUCCUGAGUAACAUCACUUACUCAAACUGUCAUGUUUGUACGUUUCUUUAACCGAUCUGUACUCUAAUUAUAAUCUGCUUUGUAAAUAAAAGCAAUGUAUAUCAAACUAUUUAAGCAUCAUUUUCUUUAAACCACGCUUUUAGUAGGGCCUUAAAAUACAUUUCAGAAAGUUUCCAUAACACAUGAGAGUACCUGUAAACCAUUUUGAAUGAACUGGUUGAGAUGCGGUUGGGUGAUAACACUGUGUGGCUUAUCAUGUCUAUUUUUUUUUCAUUUCUUACAACCAAUCACAUCAUAUUCUGGGGCGUGGUCAGUACAGACCGCCUAUAGUAUAAAUAUAAAUUCAAACCAUGCUUCAAGUGCAUUCAUAUUCUGUUGAUAAAUGAGAUACAAACACUGUAAAAUUUCUGAGACAUGAAAAAUGUCUGUUUUAUGGAUUUUAAUUUUGAUCUUCAGCACCAUGUACAUAGUCCAACCUGGUAGACUCUGGGUGACUGCACAAUCCCUCACAGACUCACCAGUUUAUCAGCCUGAUAAAGAGCUCAGUGUGAAUAUCGGAGACUCGGCUACUCUACGGUGUUGUGUUUCUGGAAAUCAAAUCCAAAUAAUAGACUGGUUUAAGCAACCAAACAGAAAAAAACCUCAGAUUAUAGUCACGGUAUAUAAAGAUGCUAAAGAAACAUUUUACAAUGGAUUCCAACAGUCUCGUUUCCAUAUAGAAAGAUCUCCAGACUGCUUCAAUAUGACCAUUUUAGACAUCAUUCAGUCUCAUGAAGCCAUGUACUACUGUGCACUGAAGAGACCCAACCCUGUGUUUGCAGAUGGAACUUAUUUAAAAAUUAAAGGUGAUCAUGUUACUAUUGCAUCAGAAACAUCUAAACCAGCUCUGUGUGAUAAUUCAGUGGUGUGUGAACCAACACUGCAUGGAAACAACACUAACAUGAACACACACGAGAAAACAGUGCUCGGUUUGGGAACGGCUUUGGGUUUGUGUGCACUUCUGAUUUUCUGUCUCAUUUAUUUCAUACUGAGGAGAAGAAAAUUGAAAGCUUGUAUAGAAGAUUCUCCAGGAAUGAAGCAGGUACGUGAAUCUGAAGCUGAAACACUGAAUUACACAGCUGUGCAAUUUACCAAGAGGAAAGCCAAAGCUGAAAAAAAGAAAACUGGCUCAGCAGAUGAGUGUGUGUACUCCGAUGUGAAAAAAACUAGAAUUUGUGAGUUUACUUUAGCUGCCUUUGUUUUCCUGAUCGUGGUGCUCAGAACCUGGAAGUAG